AUGUCUGCUCCCGGCUCCGAAGCAGGAUCGCAGAUGGGGGCGAAAGAUGGAUUUAUACCACUAAUUGCCGUUGUGGACUUCCACCACGCCAGGGGCCCCGAGGUAGAAAAGUGGUUUGGCGUGCCUGAGGGAGCAGAUCCCGCCGCUGACUACGACUGGGGCCUGCUUCCCUUCAUGGCCCUGAGCGAUGGCGCUCAUGCUUCUACCGAGGACUUUUCCUAUUUUACAUUGUUGCGACCGGCUGUUGGCGAUUCUCCUGCGACCUCCCUCUUUGGUAUAUCAUGCACAAGACAGAUGGACGCAUCACAGCUCUUGAACCGGCCACCCGAAGUCACUCGAUCGACCGUUCAAAAAGCUGUUGUAGUCAUCGCCGAUAGUCCACAGUACUUCGGCAUGCUAAGAGAGCGAUUGUCCAUGGUAACCAGUGCCUGGUUUGCGCAACGCGAGUUUACCGACUGUGAGAUCCUUCAAGGCUUUCAAGAGAGUCUCAAGGAAGAAAAGGAACGCGGCCAGCUAAACGAGGAAGAGGAUCGGGAUCAAUACCUGGGCAUGAGUUUGCGCGAGCUAGUCCGUGAGUUUAAGUGGCAGACACUCGUCUUACUGAAAUGCUGUUUGUUGCAGCCCAAGAUGCUAUUCUUUGGGUCGCGAUGCGAAAGAUUGUGCAUGAUGCAAUUUUCUCUGAUAUCUCUGAUACCCGGUCUUUUGAGGAACUUGCAGGAUUGUGCCGGCCCAGAGCUGGCAGAGUAUGAAAAGCGACUGAGUAAACCUACCAGCUUGAGGACCAGCGAUCGAAACUCUUUACUUUCGUACAUGGGGUUACCCCUGCAAAUAUUUGGAAAGGGUAGCUUGUUUGGUCCAUACACGCCACUGCAGCAGCUCGACAUACUUGCGGACUUUGGCACCAAGUCCUACAUUGUGGGCAGUACCAAUUCACUCCUUUUGCAGCAAAAAGAUCGAUACAGCGACAUUCUCAUCAACCUGGACGACGACACUAUAAAUAUUACGUCUAGUUCGCUGCGCAGUGCGCUGUCCCUGUCUGCCAGCGACCGACGCUGGAUAGAUUUCAUCACGCAGGAGGUCAACGAUACCUGGGACGAGAAAAACCCUGGCCGGCCCAACCACAUGGGCUAUCGUGGCAGUGAAGAGUUUAUCCGCUUGCAGUUUGAAGAAUAUCUGUUAGCGCUCAUAUCAUCAGUCAAAUAUCACAGCUACUUGAAACAAAAUGGCAACAAUCCAAAGCUGAUGUUGCCACAUGUCGAAGGCGACCCGUCGAUAGAUUUUGGCACAGAGUGGGUCGAUUACUGGUCCAAAACAGAGAAUUAUCGGAUAUGGAACGCGCAUACAGACUCUCUUUUAUUCGACAUCAUUGAACCCAAACACCCAUGUGCGGGCGGGUUGACCGUCGAUGACGUUCAACGACGCAUCCAACAGCAAGUGCAGGAUUUACACCUGGAUGAACGGUUUGCUGCUGGAAAGGAGAUCGUGGGCCGGAACGCUGCAGCCGCACGUGAGAAAGCCAGCACCAUGUUCAAUAAGUUCUAUGCCGACAUGGAGGCCAUGCGUGAGGCACAACGCAAGCGUGCAGAGGAAUCUCGAGCCGUACCCACAGGCACACAGAAAAACGACACCAGUGUGCCUAACGUGGACGCGACGAAAGCACAGCAGACCACAAACUCGGUCGGCGCAAAGGCUGGGGCCUACAUUGGCUCAUGGGCUUCUUGGGCUGGCGAGAAGCGCAAACAGGGCUGGGGCAGCAGGUCCACCAGUGGUACAAGCGGUACUAGCACUGGCGGUGGAUGGGGUUUCGGUGGCAGAAAAUCAAGGAUAAUAGAUUCUGGCAGUGAGAGGAAUGGCAGCCCACUCACUAGCCCUCGCAUGAGUUCGUCGGGGUUUUCUGCUGACGAAAGGUAUCAGACAUUGAAUUCAAAAGGCUCAAAAGAGGCAGGCCUGGACGAUAGACCUGCUUCGCAUCACAGUUUCAGCGAAGAUAUUCUAGAUGCCGCGGGUUCAGACAUCUCGUCAAGCCCCACCAGCCCGCGCAAGCCUAAGCUUGAGCACACUGCAUCACCAGCACACAUCUCGACAGAAGCGAAGCCUCUCUCGGGCUCGAAAGGCAUAGAUGAAGUUGUAUCAGCCGAGUCUAUCGCAAUCGGCGAUGUGACAAAGGUGACGAAUUCCACAAAGACAGAAGCUCAGGCGUCAUAA
Truncatella angustata is the source of this 2205-nucleotide messenger RNA. Its product is annotated as transport protein Avl9-domain-containing protein. Gene Ontology annotation, cellular component: cytoplasm. The coding region runs from base 1 to 2205 and encodes 734 amino acids. The transcript has 4 exons. NCBI's taxonomy places the organism in Eukaryota, Fungi, Ascomycota, Sordariomycetes, Amphisphaeriales, Sporocadaceae. The record is from RefSeq and is a predicted model, not a curated record.